AGUUCAAGUCCCAGGACCGGCACACUUACAAAAACGGAGGAGACUCACCCCAGCUUUUCCCUUCAGGGGACCCAGCGGCAGAGCCGCCAUGGCGGCGGGUGGACGUGGUGUUCGAUUGCUUCUUGGUGACGGAGGGCGGCUCCCCGGGGGCUUGGGCAGCGAGCGGCCCCCGGGAGAAGGCCUCGCUGGUGCUGAAGGGCGUGUCAGCGCCCGAUGACGGCUCCCUGGAAGGCCUCACGGAUUUCCAGGGGGACCCAGUGACCCCGGGGGACCCCUCGGCCAGUUUCCAAGCCUCAGUGGAGCAGGUCCGGGUGCCCGGGGCCGCGGCCUUCGUCCACGCUGAGUGUCAGGGGCAGCCGGUGGCCUGCGAGAUCGCCCCCUACAUCCUGGGGAGCAACCUGGGGGCCCCCUGCUUCAUCGCCAAUGUGCAGCUGCUUGGACAGGGGCCCAGUCUCUCCCUCCUCAUGAAGGCUCUUGGGGGUGCUGAGAACGCCGUGCUGAACCCAGGCCCCGGCCCCCCACAGAAGAUGAAGACGGCAGUGGAAUUCCUGGUGGCCACAGAGACCCCGUCUCUGACUUUGCCGCUGGGCUCUUCUGGGGCUCUGCACUGUGGCUUUUCCAUGGCGCCCGGCCUGCAGCUGCUCAGCGUUCACUGGCGGCGACAGCACAGAGCAGGGCAGCUGGUGUACAGCUGGGCGGCGGGGCAGGGGCAGGCGGCGCGGGAGGACACAGCGCUGGAUCCCACGCGGCUCCUCGCGGCUGGGGACGCCACCCUCACCCGCCGCCUCACGCUGAAGGACGAGGGGACCUACGUGUGCCAGGUGACCACCACGCUGUACCAGGCCCAGCAAGUCAUCCAGCUCAGCAUCCACGCUCCCCCCAAAGUCCGGGUGAGCGUGGCAGAGACAGCGGCCCUGCCCACCGUGGUGUGCACCGUGAGCGGCUACUACCCCCUGCACGGGGUGGCGUGGACGCGGGAGGACGUGGGAGGAGCCCCAGCCCCGGUGGCGGACGCCUCCUUCUCCAGCCUCAGGCAGAGCAUGGCGGGCACCUACAGCAUCUUCUCCCUGCGGGUGGACGCCGGCCCCGCGGGCGCCAUCUACACCUGCGAGGUCACCCACAGCUCCCUGGAGGAGCCCCUGCGGGCCAGCGCGAGGCUGGACCCACGCCCAGAGGCAGCAAGUUUUCUUCCCGAGGUCGGCCAAGCCCCUGAGGUACACGGCGUAGCCAUCUUCCUCCUCCUCACUUCUGGCAAUGAAGAGCAGGCCCGUUCUUCUACAAGACCUGACACCACCGUGAACGGCACCCGUGGCGCAUGCCUGUCAUCCCAGCCGCUCAGGAGGCUGAGAUCUGAGGAUCGUGGUUCAAAGCCAGUCUGGACCCUGCCGUCCUCGGGGCCCACGGUGUGUGCGUGA
This is a messenger RNA of Dipodomys spectabilis (banner-tailed kangaroo rat), 1415 nucleotides long. RefSeq names its product TAP binding protein like (gene Tapbpl). Lineage: Eukaryota; Metazoa; Chordata; Mammalia; Rodentia; Heteromyidae. The record is from RefSeq and is a predicted model, not a curated record.